Molecule: messenger RNA, 1139 nt
Organism: Numida meleagris (helmeted guineafowl)
Lineage: Eukaryota; Metazoa; Chordata; Aves; Galliformes; Numididae
Product: butyrophilin subfamily 1 member A1-like
Exons: 7
Coding region: 1-1074 (357 amino acids)
Molecular function (GO): protein binding
Source: RefSeq, a predicted model, not a curated record
AUGGAGCUGACAGCAGCCAUCUUCAUCUUGGUGUUGGUGUCUACACACCAGCCUACUGCAGGUGUUGGCCAUGAUCCAUUGCUGGUUGUGGAUGAUUAUGAGGAUGGUGGUAUUCGACUCAAAUGUUUAUCUGAAAGGUUGUUUUCUGAAGCUCAACUGUUGUGGACGGACAGUAGAGGAGAAAACAUCACGGGAACUCCUCUCUCUGCUGACACCACCACUGCCAGCGUCAGCAGCUCCAUCAUUCUCAAAGCAGGAUCUGGAAACUCUGUGUCCUGCAAAAUUAUAGAUAAACUACAGAAAACAUCAACAGAAUCUUCAGUUGUCAUUGCAGAUAAGUAUGAGCUUCCAGCCUAUGCCUUCUUUCCUUCCACCUCCCCUUGGCUGGCGGCUUUUGUUGUGAUUCUGCUCCUGAGCAUAUUCCUGGUCCUUGCUGCAAUUUAUAAAAUCAGAAAAAACAAUAAGGAAAUCACUCGUGCACAAAAAGUCCGGAAUGAACUGAAGUUCAGGAAAGCUCGUAGCAAUGCAGUUAAUAUCACUCUGGAUCAGAAAUGCAAACACCCCAACCUCUGCAUUAAUGAGGAGAAAAAUAGGGUGAAGUCCUCAAACAAGAAAGAGACUGCCCUCAAAGCAAUGGUGGUAGCUACUGAAGGUUUUUCCGAAAAAAAACAUUACUGGGAAGUGGAGGUGGGGAACCAAUCACAGUGGGAGCUGGGAGUGGUGAGUGAGAAGAUUAGGAAUAUGAUUAUGAACAACAUGGAGAAUUAUCUCCCACUGAAUAAUUUAUUCAGUCUACAGUAUUCUCAGGGAAAAUACAUCUUAACUAAUGGGGAAGAUGUAAGCAAUUACAAACAGUGCAGCGUGGUGGGUGUUCUCUUGGAUGUGGAAGACAAUGAGCUUUCAUUCUACAAUGUUGAAGAAAAGAGCCCUCUUGGGUCUGUCUUUUUUGAGCUUUCUGAGAAGCUGUAUCCAUUCUUCAGUCCAGACUCUGAUGGCAGCUGGCUGGGGGUACGUCCUGUAAAACCUCAGACCUAUAACCCUCUUCCACAGAGUGAGAAGGAGAUUAAUAAAUGAAAAUGUGGUGAAUAAUAGAGGCUGCAAAAAUGUAGAGGAAGAAAAAAAUGUAUUUUCAUCUUUAA